GCCUCUGGGGACACAGAAGAUGGAACAGAGCUAGAGUGCAGGGCUCAGAGAAGCACACUGGGGCACAGGGAGCAGAGCCACCAUUCCAGGCAGGAAAGCAGCCCAGCUGGAGCGAUGGGUGCAGGGCCGGGGCAGGAGAGGCAGCGGGAUUCGCCUUCCUGAGGGAACAUGGUCAACUUUGACCAUUUUCAGAUUCUGCGGGCCAUUGGUAAAGGGAGUUUUGGAAAGGUGUGCAUCGUGCAGAAGCGCGACACGAAGAAGAUGUACGCCAUGAAGUACAUGAACAAGCAGAAGUGCAUCGAGCGCGACGAAGUGCGCAACGUGUUCCGGGAGCUGCAGAUCAUGCAGGGGCUGGAGCACCCGUUCCUGGUCAACCUGUGGUACUCCUUCCAGGACGAGGAGGACAUGUUCAUGGUGGUGGACCUGCUGCUGGGCGGGGACCUUCGCUACCACCUGCAGCAGAACGUGCACUUCACAGAGGGCGCUGUGAAGCUCUACAUCUGCGAGCUGGCGCUGGCCCUGGAGUACCUGCAGAAGUACCACAUCAUCCACAGGGACAUCAAGCCGGACAACAUCCUGCUGGACGAGCACGGACACGUUCACAUCACGGACUUCAACAUAGCGACCGUCGUCAGAGGAGCAGAAAAGGCCUCCUCCAUGGCUGGGACCAAGCCUUACAUGGCCCCAGAAGUCUUCCAGGUGUACGUGGAUGGAGGCCCUGGGUACUCGUACCCCGUCGACUGGUGGUCGCUGGGCAUCACGGCCUAUGAGCUGCUGCGGGGCUGGAGGCCCUAUGAAAUCCACUCGUCUACGCCCACCGAUGAGACCCUCAACAUGUUCAAGGUGGAGCGGGUCCACUACUCCUCCACGUGGUGCGCUGGCAUGGUGGCCCUGCUGAAGAAGCUCCUGACCAAGGACCCCGAGAGCCGCCUGUCCAGCCUCAGUGACAUUCAGAGUGUGCCCUACUUGGCCGACAUGAACUGGGAUGCUGUGUUCGAGAAGGCGCUGAUGCCUGGCUUUGUGCCCAAUAAAGGCAGACUGAACUGUGACCCCACGUUUGAACUCGAGGAAAUGAUUCUAGAAUCCAAGCCACUUCACAAAAAGAAGAAGAGGUUGGCAAAGCACAGGUCCAAAGAUGGCACAAAGGACACCUGUCCCCUGAAUGGGCACCUGCAGCAGUGUCUGGAGACGGUGAGGAAGGAAUUCAUCAUCUUCAACAGAGAGAAGCUCAGGAGGCAGCAGGGACACAGUGGGCAGUUCCUGGACCCUGAAGACCGAGCUGGGAGCCAGGCCCAGAGCAAGCUCCAAGAUGGCUGCAACAACAACAUCCUGGCCCACACCUGCCCCCAGGGCUGCAACAGCUAAGCCUCCACAUGCAGCUUCCCAGGAGAUAGCAGGCCUCUCUGCCCUGCCCACCCAGAACCCUCCUCUGUGCUAUGAUGGUCCCCAUCUCCCCCUAAAAACCUCAGAUGCAGAAAGAGCCCUGGACUUGGAGCUGGGAAGCCUGGGUUCAGGUCCCAGCUGAUUUGCUCUGUGACCGCGGACAAGUCACAUCCUAUCUGUGCCUCAGUUUUCUGCAUCUGCCAAGGAGCUUAAACAGCUCUCUUCCCCACCUCCAGUUACAAGAUUAUUGUGAGAAUCUAGUUGGAUAGAAGAUAUGCAAACUCUCGGGCAUUUAUAAAAUUGUUUGUACUUGCAAAAUAGAAUCCUAAUAAUGAAUGCACUCCCGUCCCCCAACACAAUGAGCCCAUCUGCACUUCGAAGUUUGGCCCUAGCUUGCUAGAUGGUACUUUGGAAAUCUACAGCCCCAAGGGCAUCUUAAUUAUUCACAUGUCUGCCCUCCCACAAACACUGCUCCCAAAUCCUGGAGCAGCCCUGGUGUGACUUCAUUUGUAUUCUUUGCUGGCACAGACUCUCAGGCAAUUGCAGAGAGUGCAGCACGUAGAGCAGCCGGACUCCCAGGUGUGGUCUUCCCUGGAUCCACAAGGAUGCCCCACCUAUGAGUGUCAGCAGUCCCCCACCCCUGUGCCCCCCCCGGGUCUGGGAUGCCACACUAGUGCCCUUUCAGAUGAGAAUUGCCUCACUGGUCUGCGGUUACUCCCACAGUGUCCUCUGAGCUCCCCCAAAGCUCAGCCCUGCAGCAGGACCCCCUUCCCAGAAUGCCAGUCAUCUAGACAGCCUGCAAGAGAACCAGACUAUCUGAUGAGCAAUGAUGGGAACAGCUUCCUUUUAGUAACUUAGGAAGCAUGGGUGUUUAGAAAGUCUGUUCUGGAAGGAAAGUGGCUUUAGUCAAAGGCCAGCUACUUUAUGAUAAGGUCAGGGACAACUCGCCCUUGAACUGAAAGACACUGAGGCUGAAAAGGUAAAGCAGGGCUUUGCAAUCAGACUCAUGAGCAGAAUCCAGUCCUGCUGCUGACCUGCUGGAAGAUCUUAGGCAAGUCACGUGAUCAUGCAAAUGUCACAUGAUCACAUAGGAGACCAGUAACUCAUUUUAAAAUCAGUAUAAAAAUGGGGCCUGGGCAUGGAGGCACACACCUGUAAUCCCAGCACUUGGGAGGCUGAGGUAGGAGGAUUUUGAGUUCAGGACAGCCUAAACCACUUGACAAGACUCUAUCACAAAAAAAGAAAAAAACUAAAAUAAAAUGUGGUUCCAUAAGAUCUUCCUGUAUGUAGCACACUCAAAAAGUAAAUGACUCCUCGAUUUGCAGGCAUUUGCCAUCAGGAUCUUCAUGGUCUUCCUCUUCAUCACUGUUUGGAGUCACUGUAUUUCACAGACCAGGUGUGGCAGUUUUCUGGUAAACAAGCCUCACUCUUGUUUCCAAUUCCUUUUGUCUUUCUUCCUGCAGCCACUGAUGUCUGCACACCCCUGCUGAGUUACUGUGAUUUUACUUUUUCAUCCAGUCUCCACUUUCUACUUUUUAACAUGACAGAUCAAUCCUUGAGGCUGUGUCCUCUCAUAUUUCUUAAGAGACGUUUUAAUGUAUGAUGCAGUUUUAAAAGGCAGUCACCAUUUCCCCUUCACAAUGAGGCUAUUUCUGGGUUGUGUUGACCACAUCCGUCUGUGUCCUGCAACAAGUUUGGUCUCCUGUCCCCAUGGGCACUGUCCUGCCCCCUCGAGCAAAUAACAGCGGUCUCUUCACUGUGACCUGGAAGAGUUCAGAUUCUGUGCUUGGCUGUGCUGGUGAGUGGGGGCAGGAGCCAGAAGCAGCCCUGGCGGCACCAGGUGUCCUAGCUCUGUCCAUGUGGCGUUCUUUGUUGAAAAUAAACUAUUUCUCAGACA
Molecule: messenger RNA, 3280 nt
Organism: Fukomys damarensis (Damara mole-rat)
Lineage: Eukaryota; Metazoa; Chordata; Mammalia; Rodentia; Bathyergidae
Gene: Stk32b
Product: serine/threonine kinase 32B
Exons: 12
Coding region: 169-1365 (398 amino acids)
Biological process (GO): G protein-coupled receptor signaling pathway; protein phosphorylation; regulation of signal transduction
Molecular function (GO): ATP binding; G protein-coupled receptor kinase activity; G protein-coupled receptor binding
Source: RefSeq, a predicted model, not a curated record